Galeopterus variegatus (Sunda flying lemur) is the source of this 2184-nucleotide messenger RNA. RefSeq names its product mex-3 RNA binding family member A (gene MEX3A). The transcript is spliced from 3 exons. NCBI's taxonomy places the organism in Eukaryota, Metazoa, Chordata, Mammalia, Dermoptera, Cynocephalidae. Bases 1 to 1563 code for a protein of 520 amino acids. The record is from RefSeq and is a predicted model, not a curated record. Gene Ontology annotation, molecular function: RNA binding.
AUGCCUAGUCUAGUGGUAUCUGGAAUAAUGGAAAGAAAUGGGGGCUUUGGAGAACUAGGAUGUUUCGGGGGAAGCGCAAAGGACCGAGGGCUGCUGGAAGACGAGCGCGCCCUUCAGCUGGCUCUCGAUCAACUCUGCCUCCUGGGUUUGGGGGAGCCCCCCGCCCCCACGGCGGGCGAAGACGGGGGAGGUGGGGGGGGCGGCGCCCCCGCGCAGCCGGCCGCNCCCCCGCAGCCGGCCCCUCCGCCGCCGCCCGCGGCGCCCCCGGCCGCCCCGACGGCGGCCCCCGCGGCGCAGACGCCCCAGCCCCCCACCGCCCCCAAAGGGGCGAGCGACGCCAAGCUCUGCGCUCUCUACAAAGAGGCCGAGCUGCGCCUGAAGGGCAGCAGCAACACCACGGAGUGUGUACCCGUGCCCACCUCCGAGCACGUGGCCGAGAUCGUGGGCAGGCAAGGAUGCAAAAUUAAGGCUCUGAGGGCCAAGACCAACACCUACAUCAAGACGCCUGUGCGGGGCGAGGAGCCGGUAUUCAUGGUGACAGGGCGGCGGGAGGACGUGGCCACAGCCCGGCGGGAAAUCAUUUCAGCAGCCGAGCACUUCUCCAUGAUCCGCGCCUCCCGCAACAAGUCAGGCGCUGCCUUUGGUGUGGCCCCUGCUCUGCCAGGUCAGGUGACCAUCCGUGUGCGGGUGCCCUACCGGGUGGUGGGGCUGGUGGUGGGCCCAAAAGGGGCAACCAUCAAGCGCAUCCAGCAGCAGACCAACACGUACAUUAUCACACCAAGUCGUGACCGCGACCCAGUUUUCGAGAUCACGGGUGCCCCGGGCAACGUGGAACGCGCGCGCGAGGAGAUCGAGACACACAUCGCCGUGCGCACAGGCAAGAUCCUCGAAUACAAUAAUGAAAACGACUUCCUGGCGGGGAGCCCCGACGCCGCUGCACUUGAUAGCCGCUAUUCGGAUGCCUGGCGGGUGCACCCGCCCGGCUGCAAGCCCCUCUCUACCUUCCGGCAAAACAGCCUGGGCUGCAUCGGCGAGUGCGGAGUGGACUCUGGCUUUGAGGCCCCGCGCCUGGGCGAGCAGGGAGGGGACUUCGGCUAUGGCGGUUACCUGUUUCCAGGCUAUGGCGUGGGCAAGCAGGACGUGUACUACGGAGUGGCUGAGACUAGCCCCCCCCUGUGGGCGGGCCAGGAGAACGCCACGCCCACCUCGGUGCUCUUCUCCUCCGCCUCCUCCUCCUCCUCUUCCGCCAAGGCUCGGGCUGGGCCUCCCGGCGCGCACCGCUCUCCUGCCACCUCUGCUGGGCCUGAGCUGGCUGGACUUCCCAGACGACCGCCGGGAGAGCCGCUCCAGGGCUUCUCUAAACUUGGCGGGGGCGGUCUGCGGAGCCCCGGCGGCGGGAGGGAUUGCAUGGUGUGCUUUGAGAGCGAAGUGACUGCUGCUCUUGUGCCCUGCGGACACAACCUGUUCUGCAUGGAGUGUGCAGUACGCAUCUGCGAGAGGACGGACCCGGAGUGUCCCGUCUGCCACAUUACAGCAACGCAAGCCAUCCGAAUAUUCUCCUAAGCCGCAUGCCCAUGCCUCCUGGGCCCACUCCUCAGGGGCCUGCCCUGGACCUGUUUGCCACUAGGGCCGUUUGGAAAUCAGUGAUUUGAUGGGCAAGGUGCUUGGAGAUACUCGCUCACGGGUGGGGGGGGGCGGUGGUGGCUGGUGGGUGGGCCACUUUCAGAGCCUCUGGUCACCCUGUCCUGGAAAGAUUAGGAGGAGGCCAGACCGAAAAUUUUACUAGAGUUACAACUCUGAUACCUCAUCACACCCUUAAAUCCAGAAGCAGCUAAGAGAAACUUUUGUUUUGCUAAAGGUGGCCACUAAGCCAUCCUGAUCCCCUCUGCCCACCUCCCCACUGUGUGUCACUUCCUCUGUAGGGGGGGUGGACAAAAGGGAGAGGGAGAAAUACCACCUGUAUCUAGAGGUGCUCUUUCCAACCCCCCAGCCCUCUGGUCCUGACCUCCGACCUCCUAACAUAACCCUUUAGCACCCCACUCCCAUAUCCUGUUUGGGGAGUUGGGCCCUGUCUGCAUAGAUCUUCUGGGGGGUGGGAGGGGGAGGAGUAUGUCAAUCCAUAAAGGGCUCAGAAUUAAUCUGUUCUCACAAAGCUGGGCUAGGAGAAUCUGGAGAGGGGUGCUC